AUGCUGUUUCUCGCCCUGGUUUCUGCCCUACUGGUAGUCGUUCAGAGCCACGUAGUGAUCACGUAUCCUGGCUGGAGAGGCAAUAAUCUCAUUUCCAAUGGAUCAGGAGACGGUGCUUCUGGGCUUGGUGUUGACUAUACCGGGUCUGGCCUUGUCUAUCCUUAUGGCAUGCAAUGGAUAUAUCCCUGCGGUGGCCUUCCAAUUGCCUCCAACCGCACGAACUGGCCGGUAAAUGGCGGCGCUGUGUCUUUGCAACCUGGCUGGUUCACCGGGCAUCGGAAUGCGCUCAUCUACAUCAACAUUGGCUUUGGUGAUGUCCCAUCGAACUACUCGUCGCCUCUUUGGCCCCGGUUUGAGAUAGAGGGCCCAUCGAACAACCCUUAUCCCGGUACCAUCUGUCUACCUCAAGUGCCUGUACCUUCUGGGUAUGAUAUCAAGCCUGGUGAUCGCGCCACCAUCCAAGUUGUCGAGGCUGCAGUACAUGGGGCCGCAAUGUACAGCUGUGUGGACAUCACAUUUGUUGCAGACGCCAAAGACGCCAACGAGGUAAAUGAGACAAACUGCGUCAACUCUACAACCAUUCGCUUUCUCGAGAGCACGUUGAGCACACCAACGACUCAAUCAAAUUUGACAUGCCCGGCCGCAUCGCUUACGCAAAGCACUGUUGCAACUGUCACUGCGUCCGGUGGCGAUGCUCUAUUUGUAUCUUCGUCAGUUCUUGUAACUACUUUCAUGAUCAUUGCAUCGGUUCUAUGCUGA
This is a messenger RNA of Neoarthrinium moseri, 759 nucleotides long. RefSeq lists its product as uncharacterized. The record is from RefSeq and is a predicted model, not a curated record. Lineage: Eukaryota; Fungi; Ascomycota; Sordariomycetes; Amphisphaeriales; Apiosporaceae. The coding region runs from base 1 to 759 and encodes 252 amino acids. The transcript has 3 exons.